Molecule: messenger RNA, 3442 nt
Organism: Ectocarpus sp. CCAP 1310/34
Lineage: Eukaryota; Phaeophyceae; Ectocarpales; Ectocarpaceae
Source: the annotation of a GenBank genome assembly
AACCAGAAGGCUGGAGACUGGAGACACAUCAUCACAUCAUCAUUCCCUUCAACAGUCAAGGCCCACACCGACAACGACUGGGAGAAGCUGGGCCAGUGCGUGAAGCAGCAAGAACAUCAGCACGGAGGGCGGCUGGUGUGUGUGGUCCCAGCAGCAGCCAUUUGGGUACAUCGGCAAGCCAGUACUAGCCCGCGGAGCGUAUUGGACAGCGGACACCUAGCACAGCAGCGGAGGAGGAGCAGCGGGGCGGCUGACAAGGCGACCGGGCGGGAGGGUCGUCAUGGACCGUGCUGGAUCGGAGCAGCAAGAUCGUGAGGCACUGCUGGCGCUGUACUGGUCGAGCGGGGGUCCGCGAUGGAGCCGCAAUCAGGGGUGGGCUAGUAACGACGCGGACUUGGGGAACUGGCACGGGGUGAUGUGCAAGGACGGGAGAGUCGUGCGGCUCGAUCUCGACAGGAACGGCUUGGUCGGUACAAUCCCUGCUGCGCUUGGAGGCCUUACCAAGGUCGUCUACCUGCGUAUGAGCUGCAACAACUUGACUGGACCGAUCCCAAGCACGUUCGGGCACCUCUCCCGCCUCAACUAUCUCGACAUCCGAUCGAACCAGCUUACCGGUGGCCUCCCGGCGGAGCUGGGUAAGCUGACGGAGUUGUCGAAGGUGGACCUCAGCUGUAACCUUCUCGGAGGACGCAUUCCCCCGGAGGUUGGCAACAUGACCGGGCUCAUGCUGUGCUGGCUGGAGAAGAAUCACAUCCAAGGCCCUAUUCCGCCGGAGCUGGCAAACAUCCCUCAGCUCACGGACCUGGACCUUACGGAAAACCGUGUCGAAGCGGGACGACUCAAGGGGAAAGGGCUCAUGGAGUGGAAAGAGGCGGCGAGGCAGCGCCUGAUCGAUUCCCAAAGCGGGACGGUUUCUUGGCAGCACGGAGCAGCCGGCCCUUCCCCAAGGGCCACCCCUUCCGCAACGGCCACUCCUUCCGCACGCGACGCCGCGGCCCACCGUCCUUCGUUCAACGUGCAAGAGUACUUGGAUAACAUGAUGGCCAAGGACAGAGAGAUCGCAGAACUCAGGGCGGAGAACGAGCGAUUGAGAAGAGGGUCACGGAACACAUCGGGAGCGGUAGUCCGCAAUUUCUUCGGUCGGUCAAGCGAAAGCCGUCGAUGAUGAUAACAACAGUCGCGCGGGGGAUGGAUCGACGCCAUGCUGCCAGUGGGAUACGCCGAUCGUCGCUUGUAGGCCGAUGUUGCUGUCGCUGUUGGUUAUCGGUGGUGGUGAUGGGGUUGGUUUUUUGAGAGAAAAGUUUUCGGCGAUGGGGAUCGCCUUUGACACAUGUACAGGGAGGAAGGAGCAGCAGCAGCGGCGGCGGCGGCGGCGGCAGCCAUCUUUCUAUUUUACGAACACGGUUGGUAGAUGGCCCGUGCUAUAGUCUUUUGGCCUUCCUUGUCGUUCGUUGUUUGGCUGUCGUGUCUCUCUUAGUUCGCCAAGACGACGGCGCAUGACGCGAGGUGUAGAGGGUUGCCUGAGCUUUAACUGUGCGGGUGUCGAGUCCUACCUUCCGCUCCUGGUUGUGCUCUUAAGUAUAGAGUAGUGUCGGCUGGCCUAUUCCCAUGUUGCACGUUUAGGUUUGUCCUUGUUGUCAUAAUACAGUCAUACUCCAAAGCACUCCUUGCGUUCUCCAGACUGAGGGCCCGAAAUAUUGGGGCGUCGCAGUGUCGAGGAGGGGAGUAGACAUAUGUGUGCUCGAAUAUUUCCGGGGGGCGGCGUUUUCGUUGUCAGCACAAUCGUUUUCAAUUUUUCUUGUGUCGACGGCGAUAGCAGUUCUAAACCUUGUCCAGUGUACGGGGCGGAAUGGCAGCCUUCUAAAGUAUAUAUAUAUAUUAGCUUUCGCCCACAUUGUUGUAUCGUAUGAGCACCCGUACAUCCUUUCGAGGUGGUGACAGCGAUAUACGUCGAGGUUCAAUGAAGAUGUUGGCAUAGCGUCAGUCGGGGGUGGGAGGGUUAGAGGCUUUCGACGUAACAGUGGAGUUUUUAUCGAUCCCCUCAUUUAGGCACGUCUUUCGCGUGAUACUUUACUAUUUACGUCUGUUGGUUUGUGUCUCGUGAGGGUUUUGAGUUGGAGGGCGGAGUGUCGGUGUGUUGUUGUUCCGCGAUUCUGAAGUCAUCAGGCGCUAGCCCCGAGCUCUGCGGGACUGCACACCAGUGUACCGCAGCUGUUCAUCGUAAGACGACCAUGGUUGCUCAGGGACUUGCAGGUUUAGGUGCAUCGGCACUAGACCCCCCGCCAGGCGAGCCGAGAAUUGUUGUCCCGCGGUCGUUUGGCAUCUGUCUUGUCUGUUUGCAUCGGCAGAAAUCUGUCUCUUUUGUAUUGUCGUACUCCUGUCUAACUCACAAGAUAAGCACCCACCCUUUCCAGAACACCUCAUAGCGAGUUUUUUGCGCGGUUGGGGUAAAAGGUAGCAAGUGCUACUCGUAGAUACAGUUUGGGAUAAUGACAGCUUAUGUAAGAACGUUCGCAGAAGCUUCUCCAAGAUCAUGGACAAAGCACCCAACUGCACCUACCUGAAGGGGAAGUGUGGCGGUGGGAGUUGUCUGCCAAGCAAAAAGUGGUUAGUACCAAGCAAGGAGGUUGUCGGUCAGGUGCUCCGAGGUCCUCAAUCCAACGGGUUGCUUUCUUUCCCGUUCCGGUGUUGCGCGGUUGUAGAAGUUUUUUCUUGGAGAGCCUCCUGUGGUUUUGGCCGUCGUUUUUACUCAGCCGCCAUCGUGCUGGUUCGUGGUAUGGUAUGUCUCGAUAGUCCUAUGUCGAUUCUCGCAAGAAUUGCGGGAAAUAUUUGGCCCACGGGGCUCCCCUUCCAGGGCACGCCCAACCCGCUUGUAUGCGUUUGUUUCUAAGAAAUUUCCAACUCCACGAAUAUUCUGGCGGCUGUUCUUUUUUAAGAAAAUUCGCGAGUAUUCUGGCGACCGUUCCGAACUCGUGUGUUGAAACGCCUACUUUCAGGAAGUUGUUCCUCCGUGGGAUUGGAGGUGUGUCUAAGUAUUUAUUGAGCUGAACUCGAUCGAACUGGUUGAGUGUUCCCAGGUGGGAUGAAAGGGGGUACAUGCGCCUUACUCGGAGUACUUUUGUGUUUCGUUUGUCCUAAGCUUCGUUUCGGUUGUUAUGGUAAGGCACUCUCGCGCCUGCUUUGUCCGUGCGGUUUUUGGUGGGUUUUCCACCCAUCUUGUACUUGUAGUCGGGUUAGCGUCUGCCGUCGGUCACGCGACGUUCCUCCUUCUCUCGCCGUGAUCGAUCAGCUAUCGGCGUGGACGAAGAGCAUUCUUCACAACAUUCCCAAGAACGUUCUUGGGAUCAGCGAUCGGCGUGGCGACCUGCGUCUCCGCGUGGAAUGACUACAUGUACUGCUGCUUCACAAAAAUGCACGUCAUUUUUUUAGUCUUUUCCACACC